UUCUGUUGGGAAAGGUGGGGCGUUCGCAGCCAGCCGAAAAAAGUCUCAGUCAGGAUCCUCCUUUUCCGUUGAAGCGUCUUGACCGCGAGUGGCUCACACAACGCACCGCAGCUUUUCCUCCUCACAAAAGUAACUAAGUUAAUUUCCCAACAUGCAGCCGGCUCUUGCUGAUCCCGUUGCCUUCGCUAAGGACUUUGUGGCCGGAGGUGUGGCGGCCGCAAUUUCCAAGACCACCGUGGCGCCCAUCGAGAGAGUGAAGCUGCUUUUGCAAGUUCAGCACAUUUCCAAGCAGAUCCCCGAGGACCAGCGCUACAAGGGCAUGGUUGACUGCUUCAUCCGUAUCCCCAAGGAGCAGGGCUUCUCAGCCUACUGGCGUGGUAACAUGGCCAACGUGAUCCGUUACUUCCCAACACAGGCGCUCAACUUCGCCUUCAAGGACAAGUACAAGCAGGUGUUCCUCGGUGGCGUCGACAAGAACACCCAGUUCUGGAGGUACUUCGCCGGCAACCUCGCCUCCGGUGGUGCUGCGGGAGCCACUUCCCUCUGCUUCGUCUACCCUCUUGACUUCGCCCGAACCAGGUUGGCAGCCGAUGUCGGCAAGGGUUCGGUGCGCGAGUUCAACGGCCUGGGCGACUGCCUGAAGAAGAUCUUCAAGGCCGAUGGUCUGGUGGGACUCUACAGAGGCUUCGGUGUGUCAGUGCAGGGUAUCAUCAUCUACCGCGCCUCCUACUUCGGCUGCUUCGACACCGCCAAGGGAAUGCUGCCCGACCCAAAGAGCGCUGGCUUCCUCAUCUCCUGGGGUAUUGCUCAGGUUGUAACAACAGUUGCCGGUAUUGUGUCGUACCCAUUCGACACGGUGAGAAGGCGUAUGAUGAUGCAGUCGGGUCGCGCCAAGUCGGAAAUCAUCUACAAGAGCACCGCCCACUGCUGGUCGGUCAUCUACAAGUCCGAGGGAGGUGGCGCCUUCUUCAAGGGAGCCUUCUCCAACGUCCUGCGUGGAACUGGUGGCGCUCUCGUGCUCGUACUCUACGACGAAAUCAAGAACUUCCUCUUCUAAACUCGUUGUUGACAUCACCUUGUCAAUCUCAUUGCCAAUCUUCGAUCAAGAUACUUCCAUCUGCUGCCACCACCGUGAAAACAAUCGUAGUCAAGUUAGUGCGUUGUGUCUAGCCAGCUGAUCCAAGCCCCGCGGGACCAUUCACAAAUUCGAGCCUACCUAGGAAUGGUUGAGAGGCAAGGUUGAUUGAUAAUUAACCUUGGUUGAGAGUCACACAGUCUCCUCUGUGUGAAACGCGAAAUGAAAACGAUCGACAGAAUGUUACCAGAGGUGGAUGAUAUCUGAACUAUUAGUAAACACUAUCUAGUCAUUCAUAUCAUUUUUUAUUCUCUGAAUAAAGUAGAAAAUAUCAUAAAAAUACCGAUGAAAACCUAAAAAAAUUCAAAACAAGCAACAUUUCAAACUGAAUAGUUUCUGAUAGAUCUCAACUGAAACAGUUUCUCUUCUGUUUUCGAUAAACUUUGAUGAAUCCGAUGAUACAGAUUGAAUAAUUCCAUGAAAUUGAAUAGAUUAUUCUGUUAAAACGAAAUUGUAACAUAAUUUUGAAUUUGAAAGGGAAAGAAGAAUUUGUUUAUGGUUCCCUUAAAUGAUUAUUUAAACUGAGAUGCUUCUGUUCAUUCCAAAGGAGUAAUUAUUGAAAAAGUUUAUAUUUUCAAAUAGAAUCGGACCGAUUCUGGAUAAAAAUGGGCAAAUUAGUCCAAAGCUGUCAAGACGUAUUGUAAUUAUUAUUCCAAUUGAAAAAGGAGGAUCCAAAACUUAGUGUCAGUUCUGUAAAAAUAAAUAUUCUGAUGUACAUAGUUGUACAAUAUAAUUUAAGUAUUUAUUGUGAAUUAAACAUAAGCUUUAUUUAUUUGUGAAAAUAAACGUGCCGGUAACUGGUGGAAUCCGAGUGGAUUUCAGCGAUUGCCGUUUUAUGAAUA
This is a messenger RNA of Nilaparvata lugens (brown planthopper), 1977 nucleotides long. RefSeq names its product ADP,ATP carrier protein 2. Bases 152 to 1057 code for a protein of 301 amino acids. Gene Ontology annotation, molecular function: ATP:ADP antiporter activity. NCBI's taxonomy places the organism in Eukaryota, Metazoa, Arthropoda, Insecta, Hemiptera, Delphacidae. The record is from RefSeq and is a predicted model, not a curated record. Gene Ontology annotation, biological process: mitochondrial ADP transmembrane transport; mitochondrial ATP transmembrane transport. The transcript has 4 exons. Gene Ontology annotation, cellular component: mitochondrial inner membrane.